This is a messenger RNA of Fimicolochytrium jonesii, 1837 nucleotides long. RefSeq lists its product as uncharacterized. The record is from RefSeq and is a predicted model, not a curated record. Gene Ontology annotation, biological process: ubiquitin-dependent protein catabolic process; establishment or maintenance of cell polarity. NCBI's taxonomy places the organism in Eukaryota, Fungi, Chytridiomycota, Chytridiomycetes, Spizellomycetales, Powellomycetaceae. The transcript has 2 exons. Gene Ontology annotation, cellular component: MUB1-RAD6-UBR2 ubiquitin ligase complex. The coding region runs from base 305 to 1678 and encodes 457 amino acids.
CGAAAAUUUAAUAACAACAGAUGCGUUUUUGAAUGCAAUCUGUGCGAUACCCCCAAACGCCGAGGAGUCGACCACACCGCAUCAAACACCGCGGAGGCUCAACACUCUCAACACUGCUCACCAUCCCUCCGGCAUGGCUAACGACUCCUUUCUCAUCAUAUUCCGGUCCGCUUGCCCUGUUUCGACUUCACCACCUUCUUUCAAUUGAUCGCUGGCUAGGGCAUACUGGUUGAGGCUGCAAACAGGCCCUUCUUUCUCACGGAGCUGUUUUCACACCGACAACCACCUGUCAAGGCUUACUACGAUGGUGCGGUCGAACAACUUCUAUGGAGUCUCCCACCAAGGCAGGGGGGACCCGCUGUCCGCCGCUGCGAGCUUUACUCUCACCACCUUCGCCUACGACAAGCGAGCCCUCAGCUGUUCCGACCCACUACCUCUGUCGCAGUCGUUACUCCAAGUGAUGCAGCUGACAGGCGUCGGCCGUCUGAAUGCGACGCUUUGUUCCGACGGCGGCCUGGAGCUUAUAGUCCGAGCGGUACUAAAGGCACUGCAGCGUCUGCACACCGCUCCCAGAAAACAGAGGAAGCACUGGGAAACUUGCAUAAUAGCUGGCGUAGCGUGCCUCACAAAUAUUGCCAUAAGAGGAAAUCAGAAACUGAGGGGCAGACUCGUUGAAGCGGGCACGUUGAGCGUGCUAGCCGGUAUUCUGGGCGACGAACUGAAGCUAACGCAAGCGAGACUCCCGGUCAAUAACAAUGGGAACGAUGGACGUGCUGCCGGCAGCGAGUUCAGGAUGUAUUCCCACGAAGAGACCACCCCAUCUUCACCAAUGUCACAGUCUGCGCCAGCAACACAAACGACAUUUGGCCACACGGCUUCUUCCAACGCCGCAACGGAUGAAUCCCAGAACGUCUCACCACCGGCACCCACUCCAACAGUGGCUUCAGGUUCAGUAGGCGCACCAGCCUGGUCGACCUCCGUGCCCUAUUAUCAGAUGACGCACCCCACCCUCCUUCCGGCCCUGAAGCUCAUCGCUUACCUCUCCAAGUAUCCCAACAUCCGCCAGCUCCUUCACGCAAACCUGACCUUUGCCCGUACUCAACAUUAUACCCUCCCGACCUACCACCCGGAACUUCGUCAGUGGGCUGUCUUGUGCAUGCGUAAUGCAUUCAAAAAGACCCCAUUGGCGAUCGUAACACCGGCAUCCGCGGCCGAUAUGCCAAGCUCCCUGCAGACGUCUGCAUGCGCUCGAAGCCUGUUUGCCUCCGCGCACUCGAACGACAUGGCGGAACCAUCUACACCGACAACAAAUGCUCCUAUUCUUCACAACCUUCCCAUAUGCGCUGAAGGUUGUGCACAGCCGAGCAUGAUUCCUACCUCUUCGUCGUCGCUCGUCUCUCCUCCGUCGAGACCAGCUCCGGCACAUCCGCUACGUACCUGUGGAAAUAUCGGAACGCAUGGAUCCGAGAACCCGCAAUGCCUCCGGGUAGAGUCCCUUACCCGAAAAUUCCACAGAUGCUCGAGAUGCCGGAAAGUCGUCUACUGCAGCCGACGAUGUCAACUAAACUCAUGGGUCUACCAUCGUUUCUGGUGCAUUAAAUUCGACACCCGCAAUAUUGACGAAGACUCGGACACUUACGCAGGAGAGAUGGACCUUGACGUUUCCAUCGAAGCUUGAAUAGGCCUCCUCUCGUUCAGCGAACGUAUUACCGUUGGAAGGCUGACGGCGUAGUCAAAGGGUGCUUUCAAUGUACAGAUUUUUGUCCUUUUUUUUGUAUCCAACUGCCUCAUAAAGCACUAUAGUUAGUGAAUAUAUCCAGAAUUGAUCCGCUCGUUA